Equus caballus (horse) is the source of this 1815-nucleotide messenger RNA. RefSeq names its product family with sequence similarity 237 member A (gene FAM237A). NCBI's taxonomy places the organism in Eukaryota, Metazoa, Chordata, Mammalia, Perissodactyla, Equidae. The record is from RefSeq and is a predicted model, not a curated record.
AUGGCCAACCCUGGGAACAGAGGAGGGAUCUACCGACCCUUGAGCCUCACCUGCUCCCUGCUCAUUGUGGGAAUAUGCUGUGUGUCUCCUUUCUUCUGUCAUAGCCAGACAGACCUGCUGGCUCUUAACCAAGCUGAUCCUCAGUGCUGGGAAUCUUCUUCAGUGCACCUCCUGGAAAUGCAGAAGCCUCGAAUUUCCAACACUGUUUCAGGUUUCUGGGAUUUUAUGAUCUACCUGAAGUCAUCUGAGAACUUGAAGCACGGGGCACUGUUCUGGGAUCUGGCCCAACUCUUCUUGGACAUCUAUGUGGACUGUGUCCUCUCCAGGAACCAUGGCUUAGGAAGGAGGCAACUGGCUGGAGAGGAAGAGAAGAUCUCAGCAGUGCAUCCACAGCACACAAGGAGAAAACAAGGGACAUAUUCUCAGCAACUAAGAGCCCCUGCCCUAAAGAAGAAACAGCUGGUUGAAGAGUUGAUAAACACGCACGUGCGCAGGAGUGGGUCCAAGUUCCUUGGAAAAGUGACCAGUGGCCUGGAAAUAGAGAGAAAAUAAAUCUAACCUCAGGGCUAACUCAUAUAUUGGAAUUCAAAAAAAUAUAUAUUUUCUUGACUAUUGAUCAUUUGUUUACCUGAAAUGGUGGGAAUGUCCAGAGAUAAAUAUUCAGCCACAUUCUCUCAGAGCUCUUGCUUUCACUCUUUUAGGCUGCCAGCAUGUUCCUUCAAAUGGUGACAUUACUGCCAGACCAUCCCACUGUCUGAAAGAGUCAGAAUGGCUUCCAAGGAUGAGAAGGGGAGUGGGGCUGCUCAUUUUGAUCAUUUGUUUUGGAAUGCUUGACAUUUUUAAUGAACUAGAAUGCCGUACAUUUAACAUGAAUGUGUUGCAUGACCUCCAAGACACUAACCCCUGGAUCGCUUAUGCACAGGCAUAGAAGGCACUAGAUUUAUUAAUGACCCAGUACUAAUGGUCUGUGAUACUGGAAUCUUGUUUGAAAGAAUAUUUUUGAAUACUUUGAACUGAAUAAAGCAAAAAACAAAACAAAACAAAAAACUGGCAAAUAAAGCAUUCUUCUAAUGGAAACAAAUUAAUAAAAGCUCUGGACCCCAAGGAAUGUUAUUGGAGUCUCUUUAUUUCAAUAUUUAAUGUUAACAUUAACAAUAAUCCAAACUCUAAUAAAAUAGCAGUAAGUAUAAAUUAUUUCCCAAUUAGCAUAUUUUCUAUUUGACUAAAUAUUAAAAUUCCAUGAUUGGUUACACUUUGCAUUGAAAAGCAAACCAAAAAUAAAAUGAACACCAUUAAAAGAAAAGAACCCAAAAGCAUUCUUUCCCUCAAAAGGACCAGGCCUGAAUGAUUAGCAAAUUUAUUUGAGUUCCAGACACAAUGCUAUUUUUAACUCUAAUUAUUCUCAUCUCUCCAAUCAUUCUAUAAGUGAUAAUUGACAACCAGUUUGAAUUUCAGAUAUGUUAGCAAUUGACUUGAUUUUUCCCCAGGUCCAAAAGAAGCCUCAGUAAAUGCUUUCACUGAAGGUUUAGGGUCCUCCUUCAGCUAGAAAUCUUAUCUACAGGGUUCUCAGAAGACACAGCUGCAUCUGAGGAUUAGCCAAGUUCUGACAAUAGGAGAAGCAAGUCUGGGAAGGAACUGGGGAGGGGUCCAGCCUCAGCUUUUGCUUGGUUAGGAGAAUGAGCACAUUAAAAGCGACCACUCUUUCCAACAGGUGCAUGAAAAGAUGUUCAAAUCACUAAUGAUUAGGGAAAUGCAAACCAAACCAAAAUGAGGUAUCACCUUACACCUGUUAGAAUGGCUAUAAUCACCAAGACA